Molecule: messenger RNA, 1455 nt
Organism: Cyphellophora attinorum
Lineage: Eukaryota; Fungi; Ascomycota; Eurotiomycetes; Chaetothyriales; Cyphellophoraceae
Product: Bifunctional dethiobiotin synthetase/7,8-diamino-pelargonic acid aminotransferase, mitochondrial
Exons: 2
Coding region: 1-1455 (484 amino acids)
Biological process (GO): biotin biosynthetic process
Cellular component (GO): mitochondrion
Molecular function (GO): ATP binding; dethiobiotin synthase activity; pyridoxal phosphate binding
Source: RefSeq, a predicted model, not a curated record
AUGCUGUGGAGGGAUUUGAGGGUAUGGCAGGUCUACGGUGCCAAUACCGAUGUCGGGAAAACGAUAGUGUCCACGAUCCUUUGCAGAGCCCUCCAACGUCGAGCUCCCAACAACGGAGUCUUGUACUUCAAGCCUGUUUCAACAGGACCUCAGGACGAAGCAGAUGACCGUCAUAUCUCGAAGUUCGCGCCCGGAGUACUGUCGAAAUGUUUGACGCAAUUCUCUGAACCUGUCAGCCCACAUCUGGCCGCUCAGCGAGACUCAGCGACUCCAGACUCUAUUCAAGACGGCAAAAUCAUCGCCAAAAUCAGACGCGAGCUGAGCAAGCAAGCAGGAGCAGGCACGCGCUAUGCUCUACUGGAAACAGCGGGCGGCGUUCUGUCACCCGGUCCUUCAGGGACAGUCCAAGCAGACCUGUAUCGGCCACUACGUCUUCCAACUUUGCUCGUUGGCGACAGCAAGCUUGGCGGAAUCGGUACGACCCUGUCGGCGUUUGAGUCUCUGCAUGUUAGAGGAUACGAUGUCGACUCUGUUGUCCUGCUUAACGAGCCCAAAUGGGGCAAUUUCGGAUACUUGCGAGAUCAUCUGGCAAAGCGUGACGUCCGAGUCAUAUCUCUGCCAACGCCGCCGCCACGAGUAGAUGAUCCAAGCGAAGACGAGGAAGCACUGAGACGGUUCUACGAUGAGUGUGCUGGGUCUGCUGAGGUUGACGCAUUCCUGGAGAGCCUCAACAAGAAGCACUUUCAAAGGAUUUCGGCUCUCACAUCUAUGCCUUCAGAAGCCGAAGAUAUUGUCUGGCACCCGUUCAGGCAGCACGGCAUCUCCCACAACAUCGUUGCUAUCGACUCAGCACACGGUGACAAUUUCGAGGCAUACAACCAAGCAGCCGAUCCUGUCGUUGCCAGUGCCGCUGAAGACAGUGGAGCAGGAAUCCAGCCUGCCGUCACGACGAAGUCGAGCACAUCCCUCAUAACUCCGCUGUUUGAUGCCUCUGCAUCCUGGUGGACGCAAGGCUUUGGCCACGGCAACCCGGAACUCGCACUUGCAGCAGCCCAUGCAGCUGGCCGCUACGGUCACGUCAUGUUCGCCCACUCCGUCCACGAGCCAGCGCUGAACCUCUGCUACAACAUCCUCAAGACCCUAGCAAAUCCUCGUCUAGCACGAGUCUUCUUCACCGACAACGGCAGCACCGCUAUGGAGGUCGCCAUCAAGAUGGCCCUGCGCGCCUCAUCAGUUCGCUACGGCUGGCACAAGGACGAUGACGGCCCGCCGGUGGAAGUUCUCGGUCUGAAAGGCUCCUAUCACGGCGACACAAUCGGUGCAAUGAACGCCUCUGAGCCCAGCGUGUUCAACAAGAAUGUCGACUGGUACAAACCGCAAGGUGUCUGGUUCGAUCCUCCACAGGUGCUCAUGCAUAAGGCAGAUGGCGGAUCUCGGUACCCGAAUCCUUCUUAG